AAAAAAAGCCUUACAAAAAGCAGAAAAAGGAGGCUUGGUUUUUUCUUUUCCUUGCUGCUUCUGCUAAGCAAGCAUCUUCCUUUCCCUCACUUUUUCUUCAUACUCUUCUUCCUUUGCUUUCUCCCAUCAUUUUUUUUUCUUCUUUUUCAAAAAUUCCCUUCCUUCUUCCACCCCCAGAAGAUCCUCCUGCAGAUUAAUUCUCUCAGUUUUUCAUUUUUCAUCUCACAAAAAGCCUAUCUACUCCCCUCAAAAAUCUCCCUGAUUUUCAUUCUGGGAAUUCCCUCCUCAUUUUCUGGGUUUCCCUAAUCAACCCUAAAAAAGACAUUUUAAAAAAAAAAAACAGUUCCUUCUCUCACUCUCUAGUGCAUAACUCACUUUUUUUUAAUUCUUCUGUUUUUCCCUUUUAAUUUUCUUAAUUUUACAUUUGAGCUUCAAAAGGCCCAGAAUUUAGAACUUCCCUAAUCUCAAGUUUUGAACUUUGGUGAAAUCUUUGCUUCAUCUCCUCAUUUUUUUUUGAAGUUCCUCCAAACAGUCCUCUCUCUCUCUCUCUCUCUAUGUAACUACACAACCCACUUUAUUAUUUUUCUUUUUUCCUUUUCAAUUUUCUUAAUUUUGAGCUUCAAAAGCCUCUGAAUUUGCCACUUCCCUGAUCUCAAAUUUCACUCAGUGAAAUCUCCACUUCUCUCUCUCUCUCUCUCUCUCUCUUCUUUCUUCUUUUGCAACUGCUAUUAUUGUUUUGAGUGGUUCGUGAUUUAAUGGGAAUCUGCCAUGGCAAACCCAUCGAGACCCAACAACAAGAAAGUUCUCAUGAGUUCCCAAACGAGGUUGCACCUUCGACUACAAAGCCCACGAAGCCCGCUAAGUUCCCGUUCUACAGCCCAAGCCCGCUGCCGAGUUGGUUCAAAAACUCGCCAUCGUCGAACUCGAACCCGGGCAGCGUGGGCUCGACGCCGCUGAGGAUCUUCAAGCGGCCCUUUCCCCCUCCCUCUCCGGCCAAGCACAUCCGGGCCCUGCUGGCCCGCCGCCACGGCUCCGUCAAGCCCAACGAGGCCUCCAUCCCCGAAGGGCCCGAGUGCGAGCUUGGGCUCGACAAGACCUUCGGCUUCGCCAAACACUUCUCGGCCCACUACGAGCUCAACGAAGAAGUGGGCCGCGGCCAUUUCGGUUACACCUGCUCCGCCAAGCCCAAGAAGGGGCCCUUCAAGGGCAUCGAUGUGGCCGUCAAAGUCAUUCCAAAGCCCAAGAUGACCACAGCAAUUGCCAUAGAGGAUGUAAGGAGAGAAGUGAAGAUAUUGCGUGCUCUAACAGGACAUAAGAAUCUGGUGCAAUUCUAUGAAGCCUAUGAAGAUGAUGAUAAUGUUUAUAUAGUUAUGGAGUUAUGCAAAGGAGGAGAAUUGCUAGAUAGGAUACUUUCAAGGGGUGGAAAGUACUCAGAAGAGGAUGCCAGAGUUGUUAUGAUUCAAAUAUUAAGCGUGGUAGCUUUUUGUCAUCUGCAGGGUGUUGUUCAUCGCGAUCUCAAGCCAGAGAAUUUUCUUUUCACUUCUAAGGAUGAAAAUUCCACGUUGAAGGCCAUUGAUUUUGGACUGUCUGACUAUGUAAAGCCAGAUGAGAGGUUGAAUGAUAUUGUGGGAAGUGCUUAUUAUGUAGCUCCAGAAGUUUUGCAUAGAUCUUAUGGGACAGAAGCAGAUAUGUGGAGCAUUGGUGUAAUUGCUUAUAUUCUUUUAUGUGGAAGUCGUCCCUUUUGGGCCCGGACAGAAUCUGGUAUAUUUCGGGCUGUAUUGAAGGCAGAUCCAAGUUUUGAUGAGGCUCCUUGGCCUUCUUUAUCUACCGAUGCAAAAGAUUUUGUAAAGAGGUUGUUGAAUAAGGAUUAUCGUAAAAGAUUGACUGCAGCUCAGGCACUUAGUCAUCCGUGGUUGGUGAAUCAUCAUGAUGAUAUGAGGAUACCUUUGGAUAUGAUAAUCCACAAGCUUGUUAAAGCUUACAUUUGCUCGUCUUCUUUACGCAAAUCCGCUUUAGGGGCUCUUGCAAAGACGUUAACAGUAACUCAGCUAGCUUAUCUCAGAGAUCAAUUUACUCUGUUAGGGCCAAACAAAAGUGGGUUAAUAUCUAUGCAGAACUUCAAGACGGCUAUUUUGAGGAGCUCUACUGAUGCCUCAAAGGAUUCACGGGUCUUAGAUUAUGUGAACAUGGUUAGUUCUAUCCAAUAUAGGAAAUUAGAUUUUGAGGAAUUUUGUGCUGCUGCUAUAAGUGUGCAUCAACUUGAGGGAAUGGAGAGCUGGGAGCAGCAUGCAAGACGUGCCUAUGAGCUUUUUGAAAAGGAUGGAAAUAGACCGAUCAUGAUUGAAGAGCUUGCCUCGGAACUUGGGCUUAGUCCAUCAGUACCUGUUCAUGUAGUACUUCAAGAUUGGAUAAGACACUCAGAUGGGAAGCUUAGUUUCUUGGGGUUUGUCAGGCUUCUGCAUGGGGUUUCUUCUCGUGCAUUUCAGAAGGCUUGAGAGAAUGCACACAUAGUUGAUAUUAUUUUUGCUUGCCCCUUUUACCUUAAAAUAUUUUAAUGGAAACUAAAUGCAUGAGCUAACUCCAUCAGCAACCACUAUGAUGGCUUCUGCAAGUUAAAGACAGUAGCUGAUAGGAAUUUGUAGCUGAUGAAGCUGUAUGCAACAUCAUAUAUUAAUCCCACUUUUCCAAGAUUUCAAACACAACCUUUUCCCCACCUUGUUUCUCACUCACUUUAGGUUGGUGGUUCUGGAGUUAGAAGCUUGUACAGAUGAAAGCUAGACCAGAAAUUGUACUUAGGACCAUCAGAACCUCUGAAAAAUGAUGAGUUGUUUUAAGGGUUUACCCCUUGUGUACCCAUGACACUUAUCAAUAAGCAUUCUUAUCACGUGAACUCUUUGAUAGUCGACAGAUUUUAGCUUUUCUUGUUGUAUUUAUGUUAUUAUUAUUAUUCAAAGCCACAAGGGAUGGUACUUUUUAUAUACAAUAGCAGCAUGGAGUUUUGAAUC
Messenger RNA from Cajanus cajan (pigeon pea), 3005 nucleotides. Its product is annotated as CDPK-related kinase 1. The record is from RefSeq and is a predicted model, not a curated record. Lineage: Eukaryota; Viridiplantae; Streptophyta; Magnoliopsida; Fabales; Fabaceae. Gene Ontology annotation, molecular function: ATP binding; protein kinase activity. Gene Ontology annotation, biological process: protein phosphorylation.